ACAUUGUCAAGCAAAAUGAAUCGGUUGCUGUUUCUAGCGUUGUUGGCGGCUGCAUGGGCUCAAGAGGACGUCCUGCCUCUGGCUGAGUCUUGCGACCUCGAGGCUUGCCAGUUGCCCGCCUGCAGGUGUUCUGGCACUGAUAUUCCAGGUGGACUUAACGCGCGGGAUACGCCACAAUUUGUCCUGUUAACCUUUGAUGACGGUGUGAACGUCAUCAACAUCGAAACCUAUCGCGACCUCCUUUACGACCGUCAAAACAGCAAUGGCUGUCCAGUCGGGACUACCUUCUACAUCAACCACGAAUAUACCGACUACACCAUCGUGAACGAGCUGUAUAACCAAGGUCUUGAGAUUGCGCUGCACUCCAUAAGCCACCAAACUCCUGACACCUACUGGAAGGAAGCUACCUACGAUGACAUGAAAUUGGAAUUUGCAGACCAGAAAGUUCAAAUGUCUCAUUUCGCUAAUAUUCCGAUUGAUACGAUUAAAGGUCUCCGCAUCCCAUUCCUGCAGAUGACUGGAAACGCUUCCUUUCAAGUCAUGGCCGACUACGGACUUGAGUAUGACUGCACUAUGCCUACCGUCACCCAGAUAAACCCUGGCCUUUGGCCGUACACCCUCGACUACGCCUCUACCCAGGAUUGCGUUAUUCCCGAAUGCCCCACUGCGUCUAUUCCUGGAGUAUGGGUUUUGCCUAUGAUCAGUUGGAUCGAUUUAGGCGGGUUCACUUGCUCGAUGGUUGACUCUUGUUUCAGUGUGCCAUCUCUGACUGAUGAAGACGCCUGGUUCGAGUUCAUAGUAGACAAUUUCGAGAGGCACUACACGGGCAACCGCUCGCCUUUUGGCUUCUACGUCCACCAGUGGUACAUCGCAAGUUACCCCGCCAUCUACAGGGCUUUGGCAAGAUUCUUAGACAUGGUCAACAACUUACAAGAUGCAUUUGUGGUAAACUCGGCUGAAGUGAUCGACUGGGUGAAGGAUCCCGUACCAGUUAAUGAAUACAGGAGCCGGCCAUGCAGGACCUGGGAACCAACCACGUGCCAGCGACAGAGCUGCGGCCCUCUCACCUCAGACCACAACGAAUGGGGUGCAUACUGGAUGCAGAUCUGUAACACGUGUCCAAAUACAUACCCAUGGUUGGGAAACCCUCUCGGUCAAUAGAACCUGCUUUAUGAACCUGGAAGAUCUAUCGAAAAUAAAAGAAGGAAAAGAAGGGAGAUUGGGGGACAACGUAUAAAUACGUUAAAAAAAACACCUAGAAGUCAUACUUUUAAAUGAGCUUUUCAACGUAAUCAGAAAAUUUAUUUUUGAUUAAAUUAGCAAUUAAAAAAUAAAAGAGCGAUCGGUUAUUACUUUUCCCAUAACCCAGAAUAUCAAAGACAUCAUUAUCGAUCCGAUCAUUAAAUUCUCCAGAUUACUUAUUAGAUACGCUCAAAAGCAAUGAAAACAGUAGCUCUUAAGAGUGGUCGCAAAAUAUGUAGUUCUUGCUUGCACCUACAAAACAUGUAUCGUUGUCAGAAAAUAUCGUAUUGGGAGCACCUCUCUUAGCAAUAAAGCCUCGAAAGCUAAUAAUCGCAGAGUCCGAAAUGAAACGUACAAGCUCCAGGUGAACGGCUCUGGAUGACAUGCAGGUAUACAGGGCCACAUAGCGUUUCUCUUGUCUUCGACCGAUCUUGGUAUUUAUCGGGCUGAAAUAAUCUGUGCAGUAAACAUCGUAUGAUAACAAGUAAAGAUAACAACCUAAAUGAAUUUACUAGAAAUUUGUUAAA
This is a messenger RNA of Cydia pomonella (codling moth), 1769 nucleotides long. Its product is annotated as chitin deacetylase 8-like. The coding region runs from base 16 to 1161 and encodes 381 amino acids. The transcript is spliced from 6 exons. Gene Ontology annotation, biological process: carbohydrate metabolic process. NCBI's taxonomy places the organism in Eukaryota, Metazoa, Arthropoda, Insecta, Lepidoptera, Tortricidae. The record is from RefSeq and is a predicted model, not a curated record. Gene Ontology annotation, molecular function: hydrolase activity, acting on carbon-nitrogen (but not peptide) bonds.